CUGCUGCUGCUGCUGCCGCUCCUGCCGCCGCUGCCCCGACCCGGAGCCGCCCAGGAGCUCAGCCCCAGGGGCCGCAACGUCUGCCGGCCGGAGGGCUCCACGGUGCCCGCCUGCUGCCCCGGGUGGAGACAACAUGGCGAAGAAUGUCCGAUCGCGGUGUGCGAAGGGAACUUCAGCUGCUCGGAGAACGAGGUCUGCGUCCGGCCCAGCGACUGCCGCUGCCGCCACGGCUACUUCGGGGCCAACUGCGAAACCAAGUGCCCGCGCCAGUUCUGGGGCCCCGACUGCAAGGAGCUGUGCAGCUGCCACCCCAACGGGCAGUGCGAGGACACGACAGGCCAGUGCACCUGCCACGCCAACCGCUGGGGCCCGCGCUGCGAGCACGCCUGCCUCUGCAAGCACGGGGCCUGCCACCCGCGCAGCGGCGCCUGCACCUGCGAGCCGGGCUGGUGGGGCCCGCAGUGCGCCAGCGCCUGCUACUGCAGCCAGACCUCCCAGUGCGACCCGCUGGCGGGCACCUGCGCCUGCCACGCGGGCUGGUGGGGCCGCAGCUGCAACAACCAGUGCGCCUGCCACAGCUCGCCCUGCGACCAGUUCAGCGGCCGCUGCCAGUGCCGCGAGCGGACCUUCGGCCUGCACUGCGAGCGCUACUGCCAGUGCCACCGGGGCCGCUGCAACCCCGUGGACGGGACCUGCAGCUGCGAGCCGGGCUACCGGGGCAAGUACUGCCGGGAGCCCUGCCCCGCCGGCUUCUACGGACAGGGCUGCCGCCGCCGGUGCGGCCAGUGCAAGGGGCUACAGCCCUGCACCGUGGUGGACGGCCGCUGCCUGACCUGCGAGCCCGGCUGGAACGGGACCAAGUGCGACCAGGCGUGCGCCUCGGGCUUCUACGGGGACGGCUGCCAACGGCUCUGCCCGCCCUGCCGUGACGGGCACACCUGCAACCACGUCACCGGCAAGUGCUCGCGCUGCAACGCAGGCUGGAUCGGAGACCGGUGUGACAUCAGAUGCAGCAAUGGCACCUUCGGGGAAGACUGUGCCUUCGUCUGCAGUGACUGCUUCAGCGGCCAGUGCCACUUCCAGUCUGGACAGUGCCUGUGCGGCGCCGGUUCCCACGGCCCUCACUGCAACCUGACCUGCCCGCCCGGGCUCUUCGGGGUCAACUGCGCCCAAUCCUGCAGCUGCCGUGAGGACUCCUGCGACCCUAUGACCGGCGCCUGCCGCAUGGACGUGAACCAGCGGGUGGGGGUUAUGGGGGCCGGAGCUCUGCUGCUCUUCCUGCUGCUGGCCGCCCUGCUCUUCCUGCUGGGCUACUGCUGUGUCCGGCGCCGCCGCCGCCACCGCCAUCAACACCGCCACCGCCAGGCCCGCCCCCCGGAUGGCCCUGACCCCGCAGCCGUCAAGAAGCCCCCCCGACGCCUGUGUGGCCGGUUCAGCCGCAUCAGCAUGAAGCUGCCCCGUCUCCCCCUGCGUCGCCACAAGCUGCCCAAGGUCGUGGUGGCACAUCACGAUCCGGAUCAGACCCUCAACUGCAGCUUCCUGGAGCCGCCCUCUUCGGCCGCCGAGCAGCCGUCACCAUCCUGGUCCUCCCGUGGCUCUUUCUCCUCGUUUGACACGACGGACGAGGGCCCGGUGUACUGCCUGCCGCACGAGGAGGGCGCGUCGGAGAGCCGGGAGCGGAGCCAGUGCAGCCCCCGGGCCUCGGCCCCGGCGGAGCCCCCCGCCCGCAGAGAGGUCGCCUCGUCCAGCAGCGAGACGGUGCUGCUGCGUUCGUCGGACAGCGAGCAGUCGGGGGGCUGGGAGCCGGGCGCGGCGGGGCCGGGGGCGGGCCCGGGGCCGGGGGCCUGCCCGCUCUACGCCCGCGUCGCCCGCUCCGCCCAGCCGGCCCGCGACCACGACGACGAAGCCGUCGGGGGUCCCGGGGGUCCCGGCCCCGGCAAGCCCCCGCCCCCUGACCCCGCCACCAAGCCCAAGGUCUCCUGGAUCCACGGCGGGGCCUCGGGGCGACCCCCCGACGCCCCCAGGACCGGCCGGCCGGAGCGGACGCCGGGCUCCGGGGGCGGCGACCCGAUCCCCGCCGGCGGCAGCCCCGGCCAGGCGCGGCCCCGGCCCGAGGGCCCGCAAGCGCCGUCGCCCCCCGAGGCGGCGGCGCCCACCGCGCUGCUCGCGGCCCCGCCGAGAGCCUCGCUCCCGCCGCCCGCCGCCCCGAGGCCCGAUCCGGCCGGGCCGGAGGACUCCAGCCUCAGCUCGGAGCCUCCACGGAAACGGACUCCCAUCCAGAAACCCCCGAGGAAGAAGAGCCGCGGGGCCAGCGGGGAGCCCCCCCCGCUCGCCCCCUAGUAGCCCCCCGCCGGCGGCGGGGCGGGCGGGUCCGUCCCCACUCCUCCCCGCCCCCCGAUCCUCCCUCCUUGGCCCCCAUCACCGCCCCACUCACCGGGCCCGUCCACCGCUCCUUCUCCUAAAGUCAGGGGGAUGGAGGGGGGCGGAGUAGGUGGGGAGGGGCUCCGGGGGCCCCAGGAGGUGAGGCGACCCCCCCCACCCCUCCUUCUCCCGUCCCCCCCCCCCCCCCCACACCUUGUAUCAGUAUUAGCGAUGGCCGAAGCUUCUCUUUCCAGACGUCUUUGACCCUUGGGGACCCCCUCCCCCCCAAUCCGGGUCCGGAUCCCAGCCGCGAGGCCAUGUUUUGGGGGGAGGGGGGGGGGACUGCAGGCCAGGGAACCCUCUCCCGCGCAGCAGGGAAGAGACCCGUCGAGAUUCCCUCCCCGUCCACCCGCCCCCGCCACCAGUGCCCCCGCCACCCUCCCGUCCCGCCCAUCGCUUCCAUCCCCCGGGCGCGUUUGGUGGGGCGGGAGCUGCCCCAGGACCCUUCCCCUCCGUUGUCGAGCUGGUUUCGACCUGCCCCCCUCGUCCCCCCACCUCGGUGGUGGGGCCGGGGGCCGGAUGCACCCGGGGACUCAGAAGAGAAUCGUAUUUAUAAAGCCCCAGGGCCGAGCCCGGGCCCGACCCCCGUGCCCUCCCCGGCGUGCGCCCCCCUCUUCCUCCUCCUUCCUCGCCCCUCCCCGCCGCGAAGCCCGGCACCCCCGGGGGACUCCGACCUGCCCCUGUCCCUGCUCGCCGCCGGCCAGGGUCCCUCCGCCAGAGCGGGCGCCUCCGUAGACAGCUUUUUUAAUAAAGUGCAUUUCUUCUUAGA
Molecule: messenger RNA, 3190 nt
Organism: Ornithorhynchus anatinus (platypus)
Lineage: Eukaryota; Metazoa; Chordata; Mammalia; Monotremata; Ornithorhynchidae
Gene: SCARF2
Product: scavenger receptor class F member 2
Exons: 12
Molecular function (GO): scavenger receptor activity
Source: RefSeq, a predicted model, not a curated record